CUGAAAUGAAGAAAUUUGUUUAGUAUUCGCCGUUAUGGUGGAAGCGGGGGCUGUGAAUUUGGAUGCUUUGCAUUCAGGAUUAAAAGCUAUAAAAUCUUUACGGAGUACUGUAUUAGAAGUUUUCAAAUUUCUCGGUGAUGGAGCUACAGCUGCCUAUGGUGAUGAAGAACGUGAAAAAUUUAUCAGUGAAGUGCAAAAUCUGUUGACAAAUGUUAGAUCACGGAUGCGAGACCUCGAGACAGCAUCUACAUUAUUGGGAUCCCCAAACUCGCCUCUUACUUUAGGAAAUUCUGGUUUGCUUAGCCAAGAUCCAGCUUAUGAAAAAACACCUUUAUAUACUGAGCUAAUAAAAUCCUACCGUUGGUUUGAUAAAGUUUACGAGCACAGUAAUCAUGCAUGUGCUAUUCUCACUCAGAAUUCUCUAAAACGCUCAAAUAUUAGCCCUAUUUUACAAGCAAAACGAAUACGCCGACCCCAACCCAGUGGUCACAACAUACCUCCUCCGAAUGUUGAUGCUGUCACCUCACAGUUGAGUCGACUUUUUUCUGAUAUGCAAAUCCAAGUUCUCAGACCCUGCGGAUCAUCUACGGUCUUGUUAAUUUCUUUAGCACGAACAUUGAAAGCACUUGUGAUUCUUAGAGGUCUGAUUAUAGAGUGGGUUGUUGUAAAGGGUUACAAUGAAGACUUUUAUACUGAAAAUGACAAACUUGACAUGUGGUCAGGAUCUCGGUAUAAAGUCUUCCAAAAGGUAACAGAUCAUGCAAAUGCUGCAAUGCUACAUUUUUAUUCGCCUCAUCUUCCAGAUCUUGCAGUGAGGUCUUUUAUGACCUGGCUUCGAAGUUACAACACAUUGUUCACUUCUCCUUGUCGCAGGUGUGGUAAUCGCCUUCAUAACAAUAUGCCCCCUACCUGGAGAGAUGUUCGCAAUCUUGAUGUAUAUCAUGAAGCAUGCAGACCAUAAUGAAAUAUUUUUUGUACAAUUCUCAGCACCUUUAAAGUGUUGAUGAAUUAUACUAGCUGAAUCUUUGUACAUAUAUGUUUAUAAUAGCAAUAAAUUUCAUAUUAUCUCAUUGUAA
Messenger RNA from Stegodyphus dumicola, 1076 nucleotides. It is a transcript of the gene MED27, whose product is annotated as mediator complex subunit 27. NCBI's taxonomy places the organism in Eukaryota, Metazoa, Arthropoda, Arachnida, Araneae, Eresidae. Gene Ontology annotation, biological process: regulation of transcription by RNA polymerase II. Gene Ontology annotation, cellular component: mediator complex. Gene Ontology annotation, molecular function: transcription coactivator activity. The record is from RefSeq and is a predicted model, not a curated record.